Triticum dicoccoides is the source of this 2199-nucleotide messenger RNA. Its product is annotated as transcription factor MYBC1-like. Gene Ontology annotation, biological process: regulation of DNA-templated transcription. Gene Ontology annotation, cellular component: nucleus. The coding region runs from base 391 to 1317 and encodes 308 amino acids. The transcript has a single exon. Lineage: Eukaryota; Viridiplantae; Streptophyta; Magnoliopsida; Poales; Poaceae. Gene Ontology annotation, molecular function: DNA-binding transcription factor activity; DNA binding. The record is from RefSeq and is a predicted model, not a curated record.
ACUAGUUAAACUACACCGCACCACUCCCGAACUCGUGAGAUACUCUCCUCCUCACUCAUCAUCGGCCUAGCGUCCAUCCUAGAGAGAGAGAGGGGGGGAAGGGGCGGAAAAGGUGUGAGCAGAUUGUUGAUAGAUAGGGGGGGAGAGAGAAAAGAGGGGGAUAUCACAGCAGCAGCCGCAGCAGCGGGCAGAAAGAAAGACCCAAACGAGUGAGAGAGGAGAGAGAGAGACGAAAGCUUAGAAGAAGAGAGAUCCACCUCGAAGUAACCCCCUCCCUCCUCCCCAUCCUCUCCUUCCUCCCCACGCCCUCCUCCCGUGCUCUCUCGCUUGCUGCUGCCAGCGGAGGACUGCGGCCAAGCCGGCGAAUUGCUCUGCUCCGGGCUUGGGAGGAUGAGGGAGGAGGAGGAGCCAAGCUGGUUCGCGCGCUUCGACGAGGACCUGCCGGCGCCGGACGAGCUCAUGCCGCUCUCGCAGUCGCUCAUCACCCGCGAUCUCGCCGCCGCCUUCGACAUCCCCACGCACGGCGGGGGCGGCCCGCUCAGCGGCGGCGCUGACGGCGCGGGCGGCCAGGAGAUGAACGGCGGCGCGUCGUCGGCCGCCGGCUCCAGCGGCGGAAACGGCGGCGGCAACGGGGAGGAGCCGGCCAGGACCCUCAAGCGGCCGCGCCUCGUGUGGACGCCGCAGCUGCACAAGCGGUUCGUCGACGCCGUGGCGCACCUCGGCAUCAAGAACGCCGUGCCCAAGACCAUAAUGCAGCUGAUGAGCGUGGACGGCCUCACGCGCGAGAACGUCGCGUCCCACCUCCAGAAGUACCGCCUCUACCUCAAGCGCAUGCAGGGGCUCGGCAACGGCGGCGGCGGCGGGGGAGGCAGCCACUCCUCCGGCUCCGGGACCGACGCGGCCACCGAGCACCUCUUCGCCACCGGGCCCUCCCCGUUCCUCCCGCCUGGCCGCGGCCCGGCCGUCGCCGACCCUUACACUCCAUACGCCGCCAUGCCCGCCCACCCCGCCGCGCACCACCAUCACCACCACCCGCAGCAGAUCGCCCACUUCCACCACCCCGCCGCGCGCCCGCUCGGCCACUACGGCGCCGGGCCAGGCGGCGGCUUCGACCACGGGUUCCUGAGCCGCGCCGUGGCCAGCGGCGCGCCAGUCGGCCCGCCCGGGAUGCACCACCGCAUGGUCGGCGGCGGGGCCGCGAUGGGGAUGAUGGCGCCGUCGUCUUUCGCCGAGGAGCUGGAGCUCGGGUCCCGCGGCGGCGGCGGCGGCGGCGGGCGCCGGGAGCUGACGCUGUUCCCGACUUCCGGCGAGCACUGAGUGUCGACAUCGACGGUGACCGGCAUCGAAUGGCGGAGGGGCAUCCGUCCGUCCGUCCGUCCUCCUCGGGUAUAUAAAAUUCGUUUUCCCCUCUGCCGCCGCCGCUACUUCCCACAGAUCGGCAUAGAAUCCCAGCAAGAUUCACCACAUCGUCAUAUCAUAGAGGCCAAGAAUUCUUGGGAAUUAGCGCUCCGCCACCCAUCCAAUCCAUCCAUAUUUUCUAUCUAUCUCUCUCUUCGCCAGUGCUUCUGUUCUGUUCUUGUGUUGCGGAUAUUUGUCAUUGCUGUCCCGUUCUCUCCUUGUUCUUUGCUGUUGAUGACAUAAAGCUUAGCCCUAGAGACAAUUAUUUUAGACGGUAAAAAAGUUGUGAAAAUUUGCUGCCUGCUAGUACUUUCAUUCAUGCCGUUGGUUCUCUGAGUAAAAUUCAAUCCUUGCGAAUUGCGCGGAGGAUCCAGGGGCCAGUCUGCUCUGCUCAUCUCGGCGACUGACACUUGGUCCUUGAGUGAUGCAACCAUCUGCAUGUGAGCUGUGAUCCCUCCAAACAAGUGAUGCAAUCAUCUACCAUUGCAGAUUGCAUAGGUGAGUUGAGUAGAGAUGAUAUAGGCAGGAUUGAAUAAUAUCAAGGACCCACCCACCCUGAGGUUGGAGGUGAAUAAGUUUGAGAAUUAAGUUUGUUUGUACCGGCAUGAUGACAAUAUAGCUCCUCGUCCUUUGGGCAUCAGAGGAUGAACAUGUGUAGCAAAGGAAGGUUGCACUAGUUGCUCUUACAUUCUGCUGCUUCUAGGAUCAUGAUCAGAGCAACUCAAAUUGGAGUUUCUUAUGGUAGUAGUGUAGUAAUCAUUUGUAAAUUUUCUCUUUUCCCUUCUAAAAGCUUCUUGUUUC